CGAAAAUGAAAAUAGCUUAAUUGGAUUAACAAGCAGUAAUCUUAGGAAUUCUCUCUUAAAUAUAGCUCAUACCAUCGAUUUUCAUAUAUUGAAGUUUUCGGAAAAGCCAUUUGGUCAUAUUCAUUUCAAAACUGAGCAUGACACUGGCAUAUUUUAUCGACAAGUUCAAAAUAAACCAAUUCCCGGUCCUAAGAAACUUAUUUCAAAUUUUCUACCUUCGAAACAAAAAAAUACAAGCUCCAACCCAAGUCCACUAAUAAGUUCUGACCUAAGUCCACAAGCAAGCUCCAACUCUAGUUCACAAGCAAAUUCUGACCCAAGUCUACAAGCAAGUUCUGACCCAAGUUCACAAGCAACUUCUGACCCAAGUUCACAAGCAAAUUCCGACCCAAGUUUACAAGCAAGUUUUGCGAGUUCCCAAACAACAUCUAUAAGUCCUCCUGUCGUUUCCAAUUCUAACAAUAACGAAAUUUACACUCUUAAUCUUUGCAUAAAUAAAAGCCACGAGGACGAUGAUAUAUUUGUAAUUGACAUUCCAAAAAACAAGAAAGCUGACAGCUUAAAACCGAUCAUAAAAAAAAGGUUGGCUCCUUUCUUUGAUCACAUUCCUUCAACAAAAAUUAAACUUUAUAAGAAUGGAUCUGAUGAAAAAAUGAAUCCAACUACCAUCAUUUCUGAAUAUUUUUCAUCGGUACCUGAUUCGGAACGUAUUCAUAUUUUG
Molecule: messenger RNA, 721 nt
Organism: Cetraspora pellucida
Lineage: Eukaryota; Fungi; Glomeromycota; Glomeromycetes; Diversisporales; Gigasporaceae
Source: the annotation of a GenBank genome assembly